AGCCCCAACCCUAGCACACCCGACCCAGGCCGCCAGGCUUUUGCCCUUGUUAAUUACCGGAGAAACCGACCAGGGAGCUCCGCCCCGGGAUUUGCUGGCCCGCAGCGGCGCCAGGCUCCGGUCUCUCCCCUGUAUCUCUCGCCGCUGUCCAGGUGCCCCACUUCCUUCACCGCAAAGAAUGGAAAUGAUGGACGGCUGCCAGUUCUCGCCUUCUGAGUACUUCUAUGAGGGCUCCUGCAUCCCGUCCCCCGAGGGCGAGUUCGGGGAUGAGUUUGAGCCCAGAGGGGCUGCCUUCGGGGCGCACAAACCAGAGCUGCAAGGCUCAGACGAGGACGAGCACGUGCGAGCACCUACAGGCCACCACCAGGCUGGCCACUGUCUCAUGUGGGCUUGCAAAGCAUGCAAGAGAAAGUCUACCACCAUGGAUCGGCGGAAGGCGGCCACCAUGCGCGAGAGGAGACGCCUGAAGAAGGUCAACCAGGCUUUCGAGACGCUCAAGAGGUGUACCACGACCAACCCCAACCAGAGGCUGCCCAAGGUGGAGAUACUCAGGAAUGCCAUCCGCUACAUUGAGAGCCUGCAGGAGCUGCUGAGGGAGCAGGUGGAGAACUACUAUAGGCUGCCAGGACAGAGCUGCUCUGAGCCCACCAGCCCCACCUCCAACUGCUCCGACGGCAUGCCGGAAUGCAACAGUCCUGUCUGGUCCAGAAAGAGCAGCAGCUUUGACAGCAUCUACUGCCCAGAUGUACCAAAUGUAUAUGCCACAGAUAAAAGCUCCUUAUCCAGCUUGGAUUGUUUAUCCAGCAUAGUGGAUCGAAUCACCAACGCAGAUCAACCUGGAUUGCCUCUCCAGGACCCGGCCUCUCUCUCCCCAGUUGCCAGCACGGAUUCACAGCCUGCAACUCCAGGGGCCUCUAAUUCCAGGCUCAUCUAUCAUGUGCUAUGAACUGAAAAUCUAGUCUAGAUGAGUUCUACGAGGAGGGCCUAUUACACAGGAGGAAGGAAGCCCCAAAAGUUCAAAAGCAAGACAACUUGUAUAUAAAGAUUUCUUUUCAGUUGUAAAUUUGUAAAUAUUAUCUUGCCACUUUAUACGAAAGUGUAUUUAACUAAAAAGUCACCUUUGCAAUUAUACUUUCUUUUCUCCUUCUCCUCCUCCUGCUCUUCCUCCCCCUUCUUCUUUACCUUCUUAUUCACUUUAGAUAUAUAGUUCCAAUAAUAUUCUUUGUGAUAGGGGGCAAUUCAUUGAAGGUAGCUUGUUGCAAUGCUUAACUUAUAUUUUUUUAUAAAUAUUGCUUAUCAAAAUAUUAUGUCUGAUGUUAGAUCUUUAUUUUUUUCUUUAAAACAUUAGAACAGCUGGAAAUCAGUUACAGGAAACUUAAAUAUAUUUAACUUUUGUUUUUCUAUUAACGCUUUGGUGAUAUUCUGUUCAGUAAACACAUAACCAUACUGCCUAAUGGUAUAUAUUUUGAUCUUAUAAGGAAUGCAUCUUUUUAAUGUAAGCACAAAAUAGUACUUUGUGGAUAAUUUCAAGAUAUAAGAAAUUUUGGAAAUUCCACCAUAAAUGAAAUUGUUUAGAUGAAGAAAUAUUUUGGUUCAUGUUUUUUAAAAAGAACACCCUUAACAGAAUUAGCGGUCACUGACAUGAAAUUUUUAACAUGGGGCUGAAAAUAACAAAAGAGUUGGCUUUGUGGAUACAUUUGAAUGCUUACCAUCUCACGGACACAUUUUAGGUCCUGUUGAUGUCACAAAUGAAGAGAACAUUUCUAUUUUAAUCAGCUUUGAAGGGAGCCUGCUAAAUACAAUUUUUCCCUUCUUUUAGUACUGUGCCCAAUAAUGUCAAAUUAUAUGUGUGUGGAAGGGAAGGAGAAGUUAUUCAGGACAAGACUACAUGUUUCAAUGAAAAGAAUGUACAACCUUACAUCAUUUUAAUACCUACAGGACAUUAGAAAUCAUAAGUUAGAGAAUAUUUACUUGCCUGAAAAUAUCUUGAUACAUUAAUAUGUUAAUAUUGUCAA
This is a messenger RNA of Mirounga angustirostris (Northern elephant seal), 2015 nucleotides long. It is a transcript of the gene MYF5, whose product is annotated as myogenic factor 5. Gene Ontology annotation, biological process: muscle organ development; positive regulation of skeletal muscle fiber development; positive regulation of myoblast differentiation. NCBI's taxonomy places the organism in Eukaryota, Metazoa, Chordata, Mammalia, Carnivora, Phocidae. Bases 179 to 946 code for a protein of 255 amino acids. Gene Ontology annotation, molecular function: RNA polymerase II cis-regulatory region sequence-specific DNA binding; DNA-binding transcription factor activity, RNA polymerase II-specific; protein dimerization activity. The transcript is spliced from 3 exons. The record is from RefSeq and is a predicted model, not a curated record.